Penicillium mononematosum is the source of this 789-nucleotide messenger RNA. RefSeq lists its product as uncharacterized. The record is from RefSeq and is a predicted model, not a curated record. The coding region runs from base 1 to 789 and encodes 262 amino acids. Lineage: Eukaryota; Fungi; Ascomycota; Eurotiomycetes; Eurotiales; Aspergillaceae. The transcript has a single exon.
AUGACGUCCUUUCAAAAUGUUCUUCCCCCAACUACACGGAGGUACAAAUAUGAAGGGUACGAUCAAUGCCUUAGGGUUUUGGACCAAGAGGUCGAGAGAGUGGAGCGUGAGGAAGAUACACACGAAGACGCGUACAACCCUUAUUCAAUUCUGGAAAUUGAUGAACCCUCCUUCCUUGAGUAUUUCGUAAAUUCGGAAGAGAGUCUACUGAGGAACUCAUGGGAAGUCUACGACCAUGUCUCCCAGUCCGUUCUGUUGAAAGCGUGCUCACUUGCCCACGCCGCCACCAUCGGAGCCUUUAAUACAAUCUUCAGUGCCUGGGCCGAUACAUCGCGCGACUAUAUCGUCUCUAGGUAUGGAGCAAGCGUCCGUGGUAAGACUCUAACCAAGAGGUCCGAGUUCUCCUGGAUGCCAUUAGGAAUGUCAAAUAUCCGAUCCGGGUGGCCAACGUUCGUUAGCGAGGUUGCAUGGUCGGAGACUAGCACAAAGCUCCAAGAAGACAUGAAGUUCUGGCUGGAUGACCCAGAGGGUUCCGUUAAUGCCGCUAUCUCUAUCACCAUGUCUGAGGAGAAGAUAUUAGUGGAGAGCUGGGCAAGGCGCCACAACAGCCCUCCGUCACCAAACCAAAGCAUUGAACUUGUCCGCAACCCCGGUGCAGGCUGUCCCCGGGUUAGCGGCCACCUUGAGAUCGAAUUUUCGGACGUCGUGUUGAGGGACAAGAAAGAUGGGGAAGCCAAUUUCGUUAUGACGCCAGCAGAUAUGAACGAGCUUGCACGUCACAUGUGGUGA